Molecule: messenger RNA, 1940 nt
Organism: Nannospalax galili (Upper Galilee mountains blind mole rat)
Lineage: Eukaryota; Metazoa; Chordata; Mammalia; Rodentia; Spalacidae
Gene: Vsig2
Product: V-set and immunoglobulin domain containing 2
Exons: 7
Coding region: 897-1883 (328 amino acids)
Source: RefSeq, a predicted model, not a curated record
GAGGGAGGCUUCACAUGACCUCAGAGCUUACUGGCUUAGCACAGUCCUUCUAGAGCCUUUGGAAGGGUUGUUCACUGUCAUAUGGAAAGGGGCGGUACCAAGAGCCUGAAGCUGAGGAGUUCCUAACCCAGUCAGCAUCACCCAGAAGACGACUGGGGCACUUUCUGUUGGAGCUCUGAUGCCCCCCCCAUACACAUUCUGUUGCAUCUUCCUCUCCUGGGCAGGAGAGAGGAAUCUUGUUCCUUCUCCCAUGCCACUGAAUGUUUAACAAACGUGCCUUCCACCCCUUUGGGUACUAUUGCUCCUUGUCCACUGAGGGAGUGGUGGGUAUAGGAUAUGGCACAGGUUUAUGUCCCAAUAUCAUUCUGCCCUUGCUUACCAAGGUGUCGCCUUCAGAUCUCAGUUUAUCUGACCCCAGUGGCCCUGGGAAUGAAGAAGCAGGUGUGGUUUACAUAGAAACUCUUACCCCAGGUAGCGGUAAAAAGAGAACCUGGGAAGUCACAAGAAUCUCUGAAAGGUCCAGGAAAGGGCUGUCUCCUGGCCCGCAUGCUCACUGCCUGAAGCCCCAAGGUGAAGUCUUCUACCAAUGACACUUCCUUGCAGAACUCCAAAUCUGAACCUUUGUUCUUAGGGUGCCCACCCCAGUUCAGCCCCUUCCCCAAGGCCUGAUACUUUCAGAAAUUGGGAGGAAGAGGAAGAAGCAAUUCCAGAAUGAAGCCUGGAGGAGGGAGGAGCAUUUCUUUACCUGAGGGUGCCCGCCUCUCCCUGUGUUUGCUCUGAGAUAGUCAGUCUCGCUCCUGCCCAGCUCAGGCGGCUGCCCUUUGGGUGCUCCCUUCCCUAGAUUCAGAUCUUAGGACAGACCAACAGAGAGCAGGGCCAGGAGACAAGUCUUGGGAAUGGCCCGGGUCCUGGCUGGGCCUUUCUUCUGCGGGGCCCUGCUGGGCUUCCUAAACCUAAGUGGGCUAGCUGUGGAGGUGACUGUGCCCACGGAGCCGCUGAGCAGGCCUCUGGGAGGGACAGCCGAACUGAGCUGCACCUACAGCACGUCGGUGGGAGACAACUUCGCCCUGGAGUGGAGCUUUGUGCAGCCUGGGAAGCCCAUCUCUACAUCCCUGCCGAUCCUGUACUUCACCAAUGGCCAUCUGUAUCCCACUGGUUCUAAGGCUGAGCGGGCCAGCCUUCUCCACAACCCCCCCACAGGGGGGGUGGCCACCCUGAAGCUGGCUGAUCUCCAUCCCUCAGAUACUGGAACCUACCUCUGCCAAGUUAACAACCCACCAGAUUUCUACACCAGUGGGAUGGGGUUAAUCAACCUCACUGUACUGGUGGCCCCCAGUAACCCCUUAUGCAGCCAGAGUGGGUCGACCUCUGUGGGAGGCUCUGCUGCACUAAGAUGCAGCUCUUCUGAGGGUGCUCCCAAACCAGUGUACAACUGGGUACACCUUGGAUCUUUUCCUACACCUCCUCCUGGCAGCAUGGUUCAAGAUGAAGUGUCUGGUCAGCUCAUUCUCACCAAUCUCUCCCUGACCUCCUCUGGCACCUACCGCUGUGUUGCCAGCAACCAGAUGGGCAGUGCCUCCUGCGAGCUGACCCUCUCUGUGACCGACUCCUCUGAAGGCCGAGUGGCUGGGACUCUGAUUGGGGUGCUUCUGGGUGUGCUGCUGCUGUCAGUUGCUGCAUUCUGCCUGAUCAGAUUUCAGAAAGAGAGGAAGAAGGAACCCAAGGAGACAUACAGGGGUAGUGACCUUCGGGAGGAUGCCACCGCUCCUGGGAUUUUUGAGCAAGCCUCUAGGAGGGCAGGUUAUAGCAAAGGGCUCCCUGAGAGGUCUUCACCUGCCAGCACUAUGGCGACCACCAAGUCCAAGCUCUCUAUGGUUGUCUGACUUCUGAUCUCUGAGAAUGAUGAAGGGAAUGACAAAAAUUAAAGCUCUUGAAUACCA